Camellia sinensis is the source of this 885-nucleotide messenger RNA. Lineage: Eukaryota; Viridiplantae; Streptophyta; Magnoliopsida; Ericales; Theaceae. The record is from RefSeq and is a predicted model, not a curated record.
CCAGCGCUUCUUCUUCUUCUUCUCUCUCUCUCUCUCUCUUCAGUGUUUCUCCCUCUGCCUCUCCCUCUCCGCUGCUUUUCUCCCCUCCCUCUCUCACCGUCGCUGGCCACCGUCCGUCCCUACCAUCGCACGUCGCCACCGCCAUCGCCAUCGCCAUCGCCGAAAUCACCACCAACACUGCCGCAAAUCACAGGAAAGGUUGGAUUAUUCUGUGCCUCUUCUAAGUUCCCAAGGGGAGCCACAUCAGUGGAGAACACUGUAGAGAUGGACAUUGACAACAACUCCAAGUUCCAACUACACCACCAACACCAACCACCCAAGCAACACAAAUACUGUAGCAUCUUGGUGAUCAUUGGAUGGAUACUCAUUACAGGAACAUUUAUUUUGUGUGGCAUAUUUCUUCUUCUACACAAGACUGCUGAUCUCUCCACUCAUGUAUCUAAACCUCGCAACAAAAACUUGUUUUUGCAAAGUUUAUACAAAGAGGAGCAGGAGAAAUCACAUAUGACAAAUGGUAACAAGAGCAGGAAGCAUACUUUUCAUAGUGACAUUCAAGAUAAGGAUAUAGUUGAAGCUCUAGAAAAUGAGGUUCAAUAUUGGACAGACUAUCAUCCUCAGAGUCUAUACAAAUAUAAUGGUUUUUGUACGAUUCUUUGUUUUGUAUGGAAUUAUUAUCGAUUGGAAUAUACUUAGUUUGUAUGGAAUUUGACAUUAAAAGUCAUUCAUUUUUGGAUGGUUGGAAGCAAAAUAGAUGCAAAUUGCGAAAUGAUUAAUAAUAUAUGUAUUGUUUUGUUUAUAUACAUUAUGUAGGUUGCAUGGAAUACACACAGGUUAUAGACAAAUUAAAAAAAAAAAAUCAUGUUUUUGGCUACUAAAUAAUUAGUA